This is a messenger RNA of Myiozetetes cayanensis, 1174 nucleotides long. RefSeq names its product lysine methyltransferase 5C (gene KMT5C). Gene Ontology annotation, molecular function: histone H4K20 methyltransferase activity. NCBI's taxonomy places the organism in Eukaryota, Metazoa, Chordata, Aves, Passeriformes, Tyrannidae. The record is from RefSeq and is a predicted model, not a curated record. The transcript is spliced from 8 exons. Bases 2 to 1174 code for a protein of 390 amino acids. Gene Ontology annotation, cellular component: nucleus.
GAUGCGGUCCCGGGCGGCGGCGUCGGCGGUGACGGCACGGGAGCUCUGCGAGAACGACGACCUGGCCACGAGCCUCGUGCUGGACUCGGUGCUCGGGUUCCGCACGCACAAGAUGGGGGUCAGCCCCCUGCCCGCCCUGCGGCACUGGCCCCAACUCCGGGCGGCCAUCGAGGCGUUCCGGCGGCGGCGGGACCUGGAGGAGGCUUGGAAGACCCUGAGCGGGGCCUGGGCCCCCGCGUUCUUCCACCAGCGGCGCCCGGUGCAACGGGCAGCGCUCAAGAGCCACGUGUUCCAGUACCUGCGGGCGCUCCUGCCCGAGAGUGGGUUCAGCAUCCAGCGCUGCACCCGCUACAGCCGCGACACCAACGGGGCCAGGGUGGUCUCCACCCGCGCCUGGAAGAAGCACGAGAUGCUGGAGUUCCUGGGGGGCUGCGGGGUCGAGCUCCGGGGCUCCGACCGGGCGCUGCUGCGGGCGGGCGACAACGACUUCAGCCUCAUGUACUCGACGCGCCGCAGGAGGACCCAGCUCUGGCUGGGGCCAGCCGCCUUCAUCAACCACGAUUGUCGCCCGAACUGCAGGUUCGUGUCGGGCCCGGGCGGGGGCUCGGGUGCAGGCGCUGCGGGACAUCCGCCCCGCACAGAGAUCACCUGCUUCUACGGGGACGGCUUCUUCGGGGAGGGCAACCGGGGCUGCGAGUGCCGCACCUGCGAGAGGGAGCACCCGAGAAACCUCAAGACGCGGCGAAGGCGCCUUCCGCAGCGGGAGGCUCUCAGGGCCCCGCGGACCCCCAAAUACGAGCUGCGGGAGACGGACGUGCGGCUGCAGCGGAGAGGCGAGGAGGCGGGCGGGACCCCCAGACAGCCCCCGCCGCCGCCCCCGCCGCCCCAGCGCCCCCGCCGCCGAGACCCCCAGGCGCUCCCCAGCCCGCGUGGCCCUCCACGACUGCGUGUCCUGCGGGAGGGGCUGCCUCCUCCCGCACGGGGUCCCCAGGAGUCUGCCUGGGGUCCCCACACCCCGGCCCCAAAACGGCCCCCGGCCCCUCCUGCGACACCAACACCCCGACCCCAAGCUGUCCCUCUCGCCCACGUCUGCCUGGGGGCCAUCCCCAAACCCGGGGAGGGGCCGGGAGCCCCGCGCCUGCGGCUCGUGAGUGACCCAGGGGGCUCGCCCUGA